Populus euphratica (Euphrates poplar) is the source of this 1288-nucleotide messenger RNA. RefSeq lists its product as uncharacterized. The transcript has 2 exons. Lineage: Eukaryota; Viridiplantae; Streptophyta; Magnoliopsida; Malpighiales; Salicaceae. The record is from RefSeq and is a predicted model, not a curated record. The coding region runs from base 580 to 882 and encodes 100 amino acids.
GAAUUUCUAUGUUUUGGGUACCUCAAAAAAAUCAAUCUUGGGUUUUUUUCUUUUUUUUUUUAUUAAAAAAUUAAUUUAAAUGGUUUCCUUUUCUCUCUUGUUUGAUUUACUUCUUAGAACGAUUAAUCUUGUUUUCUCUGUCUAAUUGUUCGUUUCCUUAUUCACACGGCUAACUAUCAAUAUCAAUUAGCUUAACAAAGCUCUUUUCUUUUCAAAGCUCCAGUCUUUCUGUCGCUUUCUUAGGAAAGCAAUGUUAUUUCCUCCUCCUCCUCCUCUCGAUGACUCCUCCUUUUUAUCCCUUCUCUUUUAGAUUUCUUGAUAAUAUAUAUUUUCUUAACCAAAUUCAGAGCUUGAUCGUGUAAGAAAUGAGCGUUGACCUUUUAUCUUGAUCAAAACCCUAUCAAAACAACCUUAACCACGCAAAAAGUUUGUAUUUUGGGGUUAGGGUUUGUUAAUUCUUGAUGUUUGGAAAUCUGGUCUGGUGUUAUUUAUGUUAAAUGUCAUUUUGAUUGUUAGAAUUGGUUUCUGAUAGCAUUGUUUGUGCUUUUUUUGGGUUGUGGUGUAAAUUCGUAAUAGUCAAUGGAAAAGGAUGUUGGUAAGGAUGCUAAUGGAUCAAAAAACGAGCCUUUGAUGAUGACUUUAGACUCUCGAGAGGUUGAGGAGGAUGUUGAAGAGAAUGGAGAAGAUUAUAGUGAGUUCAAGGCUUUGUUGCCUCCUAGGGAAGGUGGAAUGUCAAGAAAUUCAGACAAAGUCAGGAGAAAAGUUCAGUGGAAUGAUAAUAACGGGAAUAACCUUGUGGAGAUUUUAGAAUUCGAACCCAGUGAUGUUGGUGAUUCUGAUGAAGAGGAUGGUACAGAUUCUUGCUCAUGUACAAUAAUGUAGAUAUCAUCAGUACAUCGAUUUGUAGAUUUCUGCUGGAUAAGCUGGUAGGGUAUUCACUCCAGCCACAGCAUGAUAAUUGUGUGAGAGGAUUGGUUUCCAACUUCUUGUUGUAGGUGAGGCACCUUGCCAUCCUUGUCAACACAUUUUGGCGCUGCUUGCCGAAGGGAAAUUUAAAGAGGGAUUUUGGUGGUUUCUUUUGUGGUGAGUUCUCAAACAAGCAGCUUUGAAUUGGUGGAUCUUCUUCUGGGAAAUAAAACAGACAGAAAUAAAGAUGAUCUAGCUCACAUGAGAUGUCAUAUGAUAUCAAUUAAAACUGAACAUUUUUGCUUUUUGACAUAUGAUUGUAUAUAAGAGAUGAAUAACACUCUGACGAUUAAAGUUACAUUUACUUCACUCUCGUGACCAC